UUCUAGCAAACAGAGCAGACUAUUUCCAUUCCCAUCCAGUAAUAUAACGUUUGUGGCGAAGCGUAUCAUUUUAAUUAUUUUCUACAUUACAAAUUUAUACUGUGAAAAUAUAAUUCCUGCUAACUCCGUGAGGAAUCUCAUUUCUCCAGUGUUUUGGUGUGGAAGUGGUUAUUUUUCUAAGCAGCUGUCGUAAAAGUUUAUUCCUUUGAAAACCGCUCCCAACUGGACAUAAAAGUGUGGUGAAAUUAUCUCGAAUGUAUCUACAGAAUGUAUUUUUACGCUGAACAAUACUAAGGUGAUGAAAGUAACGAAUUGAUAAUGCAUUGCAAAAAUUCAAUGCCCAGGGAACGAGUAGUGAACGGCAGUCUGGCAAUGCAGAAUGGCGUUAAAUGUUGAUUAGUGUUCUUCAGCUACAGCGGAUGAUACCGAAAAAGUAGAAACAAAGAAACCCUAGCCUCUCCAAUAAUCCGUACAAACCAAACCCUUUGAGAAGGUCGCAAUCCCAUAUCCACUUCCCAGUUAUGUCUGCACAUCAAAGGCGCAAGUUAUAAUUUCGACAAUCACAACUAACAUAGAGAAAAAAUCUUUCCCGCAAGUGUUUAGUGGCAAAAAAGAAAGUGCAGGAAUUCAGUGUAAACAGUUCCAGCCAGCAGUGAAACGCGAGCCAAGCGAACAGCACUGUCUGUGCUGUGUGUUCUAUUUUUUCGCCUCGUUGGCAUUCCCAAACCUGUACGUGUAUCCAUCAUCGUACUGCGAUCCUGAGCAGCAAAAGAAAGCUGGAAAAAGAGGUGUAUCUUCCUCCCACCGUCACGUCUCCGUCGUGAAAUACACUACCGUCUGCAGCAAACCCAGAACAACUUAAUUAACUACUUGAGAACCGCAAUCUCUUCCCGCGAAUCUCUCUCUUAUAAACAACAGAGCAAUACGAGACAAGGACCAAUUCUGCAACCACACGUUGAAGCUCCGAUUUCAAGCUUCUUUAUAUUAGAUAAGCUAAUAUAACGACGAAAGCAUAAGCUAUGGCUGGACCAGAAAUCACUUUUAUCUUCCAAUUCGGUAACCUGCGGGACAUCGUGACGGUGUCCAGUCAGGCACUGACGCUGAAAAAGCUCAAGGAUCUAGCCUGUGAUUUUAUCAACACUAAGAUACCAGAAAACGGCCUGAAUCGUCUUUCAGAUCGUUUACUACUUUUCCGCCAUGACUACAGUUCAUCCAACGUUCUCCAGAUGAUUAAUUCAGCAUCAGAAAUUGUCGACGAAACUCUCGUAGAAGUCGUGCUCACCGCAAAUCCCAUCAGUGCUCACGGAUCGGAUGACAUUCCGCUGGUACGACCGCAUGCCCUAGCGGUCCAUUCCUACAAGGCACCAACAUUCUGCGAUUUUUGCGGCGAGAUGCUUUUUGGAUUAGUUCGUCAGGGUCUCAAGUGCGAAGGCUGUGGUCAAAACUAUCACAAGCGGUGUGUCAUCAAAGUGCCAAACAACUGCAGCCGGGUGGAGCAUACCGGUGCAUUGCUGAAUGCCGGAGGCAAUCGACGCACCUCGUCCACCAUGUUGCAGCCACCCCGAAGUCCCUCGGCUGGUUCGAGUAGCUCACUUAUGUCCGACGAUCAGACGACCAGCGGAUCCGGCUCACUGCUGCUCAACGUAUCUAGCGGUGGUGGCACGACCAGCAUCCGCCAGAACCGAUCUCCAUCGCUUGGAAGUCGCGGUGGAACGAUUGGCAGCAUCAAAAUACCUCAUAGUUUUUCCAUUCAUACCUAUACCCGUCCGACGGUUUGUCAGUAUUGCAAAAAACUGCUGCGUGGACUGUUCAAGCAGGGCGUCCAGUGCCGUGAUUGCCACUACAAUGCACACAAAAAAUGCGUUGAACUAGUACCGAAAGAUUGUACCGGUGAAAACACACAACCGGUGGAUCCACACGAAGACCGGGGCUCAGGUGGCGAACGUGACGUGCUGUACAAGGAUGAUGCCGGCGACGAAAGUGAUCUAGACGAUAAUGUCUGCGGUGGUGUAAUUAAUAACAACAACAGCAUCAGUCAAAAUCGAAACGCAAACCUAAUCAACACAGGCCCACCGGUUAAGAUCAAUGGUUUGAUUUCUCCCCUGCACGAUGACGGUGAAUGUGGCGGUAAUCGACUAGAAGUGAUUUGCGAACAAUCACGACAAUCGAGCGAUUCCUCGUCUUCCCCUAGUGCCAAUAUUCCGCUUAUGCGAAUCGUGCAGUCCGUGAAGCACACUAAAAGGCGCGAUGGCCGUGCUGUGAAGGAGGGCUGGCUGGUACACUUCACAAACAAGGACAAAUCAGUGAAGCGUCAUUACUGGCGGCUGGAUUCGAAAGCGAUUACCUUGUUCGUGUCAGACCAGGGAAGCAAGUACUAUCGGGAAAUACCGCUCAACGAGAUAUUGACAGUGGAUUCGGCCAGAAACAUGCAGGGUGAAGUGCUGCAUUGCUUUGAAAUUCGCACUGCCAACUUGGAUUACUUUGUUGGGCAAGAUCCAUUGUACAAUUUGAAGGAUGGCGAUCCGAUGCUAUCUCUACCACCGCCGGAUAGCGGAGUUGGAGCUUAUCUAGCGAAAAGUUGGGAAACAGCUAUUAAACAAGCGUUGAUGCCGGUAACCAGUACCCGAUCGGAAUCAACUGCCGGCAGUGAACCGGAGGAGAAGGUAACCGACAUGAGUCAGCUCUAUCAGAUUUUCCCGGACGAGGUGCUGGGUUCCGGUCAAUUCGGAAUUGUCUACGGUGGAAUACAUCGUAAAACGCAUCGAACGGUGGCCAUUAAAGUUAUCGACAAGCUUCGGUUUCCGACCAAGCAGGAAGCGCAGCUAAAGAACGAAGUUGCUAUCCUUCAGAACCUCUCGCAUGCAGGUGUUGUAAACUUAGAACGGAUGUUCGAAACGCCAGAGCGAAUAUUCGUUGUAAUGGAAAAAUUGAAGGGUGACAUGCUGGAAAUGAUUCUAUCGCAUCAGAAUGGUCGGUUGAAUGAAAGAGUUACAAAGUUUCUCAUCACACAAAUCCUUGUCGCGCUAAAAUAUCUACACAGCCGAAACAUUGUACACUGUGACUUAAAGCCAGAGAAUGUUCUAUUGUCUUCGGAUAACGAAUUUCCUCAGGUGAAGCUGUGUGAUUUUGGUUUUGCUCGUAUAAUCGGCGAGAAAUCAUUCAGACGUUCGGUCGUCGGCACACCUGCCUAUCUUGCUCCGGAAGUGCUACGAAAUAAAGGUUACAAUCGAUCGCUGGACAUGUGGAGUGUUGGAGUAAUUAUAUAUGUCAGUCUAAGUGGUACAUUUCCUUUCAACGAAGACGAAGAUAUCAAUGAUCAGAUACAAAAUGCUGCCUUCAUGUAUCCGCCAAACCCGUGGAAGGAGAUUUCCUCCGAUGCCAUCGAUUUGAUCAACAAUCUGCUGCAAGUAAAGCAAAGGAAGCGUUUUACAGUGGACAAAAGCCUACUGCAUUGCUGGUUGCAAGAUCUGCAAACGUGGAAUGAUUUACGCGGACUAGAGGUGCAGGUAGGUCUUCGGUAUCUUACACAUGAAUCUGAUGAUGCACGUUGGGGUGCAUCACCUGGCAUCCCUUGACCAGCGGAAACAUUAAACAUAACUGCGUCUGUAGCAGUGGCAACAAAUGGCCCACCUGCAAUUACUGGUAACUGUGUCGCUGGUGACAGCAGCAGUAGCAAUAACAGCACCAGCUCCGUUAGCAAUCAAUCGCCCAAGCUUAAUGACUUUCGCGGUAAAGCGUUCAAGUGGGUACGCGGCCGCCUUUGUCGGUUAAUUAAGGCCUAGAAACAGAACAAAACCAUCAUGACCAGCGAGUACAUAAUACACCUACACAUACUUAACAAAGAGUGAGAUUGGCGAAGGACUUACGACGUCCUUUAAGCCCGUUACCCAUUUAGAGGAAAAAGGCAACGUACCUAUAGUAAUAUUUCGUUACAAUUUAUACGUUAGCUGACUGAACUUGGUCUACUGUUACAAGUAGAUGGUUUUAUUAAAAUCUGCAUUAACUGGUUUAACUAACGGAAGGACAUCAAUUUCCCGAUUGACUGUUAAGCUUUCCGAUUAUUUAAUUCUAACAGUUUGAAUAACAAAUAUACGAUGAUACUAAUUAAUAAAAUGGGUCAACAAACAAAAACAACAAAUUAAAGGAAUUGAAAAGUUGGUAGUAAUUAAACUGAAUGUAUUUUCAAUUUGCUAACAGUUCACUGGGUGCAUAGAUUAGAUCCGUAAUCUAUUCUGAAUUUGUCAUCGAAAUAUACUAUAGUUAUCUAUAUUCAUAUUUUCAUAACUCAAGCAUAGAUCUGCAGGAAAUGAAUCUGACUGUAUGUCGGUUCAAAUAUGAAUAAAAACUACACAAAUCUGAUAUGUAGAAAUUUAACACUUUAUUGGGUUGUUUAUUUUAUCUUUUUCCCUAUUUACUCCUAUUCCGUACUAAACACCAGCGAUUAGAAUCUGAUUGCAUGUAAUUUUAAUUUAUCAUUCAGCAAUUUAUGCUCUUUUCUGUGGAGUUAUCAAACCUAUCGAAAACUCAUGACGAUCAAAUUUGCUUUAAACUUUAAGGCUAAAAUUGAACACUGAUUGAAGAUUCUCUUAUAUCUUAACUAAGAUCGCAAAUCAGCUAUAAAUUCGAAACAUAUUCGAAACAAUAUUGCAACGAGUGUAUAGUUAUGCGAUUGUUAUAUUGUUGACGACAUCCACAAAUAAGUCCUUUAGUGGUGGAUUAGAGUGAAAUGCACCCGUAGCCUAGAAAAGGUUAGCCAAAACGGGUAGGACGCACAAAAAUAGGAUUCGAAAUAUCAAGUUUGAAGCCCUUUUGAUCGACUGAGAAACACACAUGAGGAUGUAUACAAUAAAUUUCCUACGAUAAUACUCUUAUGCUGCAUGUACUCAGUUUUCCAGAAUCUGACAAAUCUAGAUAGAACGAUAUCUUUUAAGCUAUCAUAAUGGUCCAUCAAUUUUUUAGUUUUAGCAGCCCUAAGAAUAUUUACGAUUUUUUUUUAAAUGUAUUUUUUCACAACAAUGUAACACGAUAAUGAAUGUGCAGUUUAUCGUUAGUUUUUAUUGCGUACAUUAUUUUUAAUAGGUAUUUUACUUUUAAGAAAAAUUGCAAUGAAUCUGUAUUAUUGUUACAACAUGAAACAUUCCCUAGAAUUUUUCAAAUUUACU
This is a messenger RNA of Sabethes cyaneus, 5162 nucleotides long. RefSeq names its product serine/threonine-protein kinase D1 (gene PKD). The record is from RefSeq and is a predicted model, not a curated record. Gene Ontology annotation, molecular function: ATP binding; protein serine/threonine kinase activity. The coding region runs from base 1020 to 3575 and encodes 851 amino acids. Gene Ontology annotation, biological process: protein phosphorylation. Lineage: Eukaryota; Metazoa; Arthropoda; Insecta; Diptera; Culicidae. The transcript has 9 exons.